Molecule: messenger RNA, 2029 nt
Organism: Bufo bufo (common toad)
Lineage: Eukaryota; Metazoa; Chordata; Amphibia; Anura; Bufonidae
Gene: GABRP
Product: gamma-aminobutyric acid type A receptor subunit pi
Exons: 10
Coding region: 178-1452 (424 amino acids)
Biological process (GO): chemical synaptic transmission; signal transduction; nervous system process
Cellular component (GO): synapse; membrane; GABA-A receptor complex
Molecular function (GO): neurotransmitter receptor activity; extracellular ligand-gated monoatomic ion channel activity; GABA-A receptor activity
Source: RefSeq, a predicted model, not a curated record
UCUCUACCGCCAACAUGCUGUGAUCCCGACCGCCGACCCUCGCUGUGCACAAGGGCUGGAGCAACUUCUCGCACCUGGGAAUCCUCACUUUACCAGCAUCUCCUCCUGCAAGGACACCAUGCGCAAUAACAACUCCUAGGACGUACCGCUGCCUCUGCUGCCAUUUCAGACCUAAAAAUGUAUUGCCUGGAAUUGGCACUGCUAUCAGUUUUAUGCAGCGUAUUUUACAUUCCCACCGUUAAUGCAGAAGGAAAGGAGGGAGAGAUCCUUCCCCCUACAAUCCAGAAGCUCAUGAAAGGAUAUAACAAAUAUCUGCGCCCCUUCUUUGAUAAUGGGCCUGUGACAGUGGGAAUGAGUUUGGACAUUGCCAGCAUUGAUACAAUAUCUGAAAUUAACAUGGAUUACACAGCCACCAUAUUCCUGAGACAGCGCUGGACUGAUGAACGGCUCUGCUUCGAAGGCAACAAGAGUUUAAGUUUAGAUGGUCGUCUGGUGGAACUGUUGUGGGUCCCUGACACAUUUAUAGUGGACUCCAAAAAGUCAUUUCUUCAUGAUAUCACUGUAGAAAAUCGUCUCAUAAGGAUUUAUCCAAACGGAACAGUACUUUAUGCCUUAAGGAUAACGACGACGGUUGCAUGCAGUAUGGAUUUGACAAAGUACCCUAUGGAUAAGCAAACCUGCACACUGCAACUGGAGAGCUGGGGCUAUAACAUAAAUGACGUCAUGUUCUACUGGACGAGAGGAAAUGACUCAGUGCGAGGUCUUAAUACCCUCCGCUUGGCGCAGUAUACAGUAGAAGACCACUACACUUCUGUGUCUGAAGCCGUAUAUGAAACUGGAAGAUAUCCAAAGCUGGUUUUCCAUUUUGAUCUCAAGAGAAAUAUCUUAUACUUUAUUCUGGAGACCUAUGUACCAUCUAUUCUUUUAGUUGUGCUCUCCUGGGUCUCCUUUUGGAUCAGUCAGUCUUCAGUACCAGCCAGAAUUUGUAUAGGUGUCACAACAGUCCUUACCAUGACAACACUUAUGAUGGGCGCCAGGACCUCUCUGCCCAAUGCAAACUGCUUUAUAAAGGCAAUAGAUGUCUACCUUGGCAUUUGCUUCAGUUUUAUAUUUGGAGCCCUUCUGGAAUAUGCAAUCGCACACUUUUGCACCCUUCAUCGACUGGACCAAAAGAACAUCAUAAAGGAUCUUGAAGAAGAAGACAUUGACAUGAAUGGGACCAUUAAUGCGGUUUCCAGUCGGGAAAACAGUCGAACCAAAACAGACACCAGUAAAAAUGAGAAGAGGCGGGGUGGUCGCAUUCUCUUGUCACUCAUGAAGAGAAUCCAAUGUAUUUUGUAUUGCUUCCAGAUUAAGAAUCCACAUCACAUCGAUAACUACUCUAGACUUUCUUUUCCGUUGUGCUUUAUUGUAGUUAAUGUUUUUUACUGGGUGUAUUAUUUGUAUUUUUGAAACAAUUAUGCUACAGAAUAUACAAAAGUACCUCUAAAAGCCAAAAAAAACCACACACUCGAAUAGUAAUAUUCUUUUGUAAAAUAAAUGCAAGAAAUUAUAAUUAUUGCUGUUAAUUAGGGAAAUGUUUUGCAAAUAAGUGCAAUAAUAUUUAUAUUGGUGACACAUGAACAAAGGGAUUUUCCUAUCUCAAAUGAUCACACUUUUCUAAGCUAUGGCAUCACUUUCUGAUAGGCAGCGCUCCUUGCACAGGGAAGCUCCAGCCUAAUUCACUUGUGGAUGCUUAUGUGCACAAUAUGCCAUGUAAAACUGAGAAGCGACUGUAGUUGUAAACCAGAACUGUGGGCCCUUUAUUCUCCAGACCACCAGGGGGUCCAGCAGCCGGAACCACACCAAUCAGAAAGUGAGGGUAUAUACUACCAAUAUGCCAUCGCUUUCUGAGAUGGGACUUCUUUAAUGGGCUGCCUCUGCCUGCAGAAUGGAAUAAGCCAUUCAAUACGUAAAAAGUUAGAACCAUAUAUUUCUGCUUCCUACAAGUGUGUGAAUGGGGACAAAAAAACAAUAGGCAAAAAAUAUG